Messenger RNA from Pogona vitticeps (central bearded dragon), 1838 nucleotides. NCBI's taxonomy places the organism in Eukaryota, Metazoa, Chordata, Lepidosauria, Squamata, Agamidae. The record is from RefSeq and is a predicted model, not a curated record.
UCAUGGAUAUACUACAUACAGUACAUCAGUAUUGAAUGUUCCAGUAUAUCAGACUACUCUGAAAAAAUUAUCAAGGCAAACCACUUGGACCACAUAAUCACAAUAUUUAAGGGCAAAGUGGAAGAAGUUGAAUUGCCUGUGGACAAAGUAGACAUUAUCAUCAGUGAAUGGAUGGGUUACUCUCUUUUCUACGAGUCCAUGCUGAAAACUGUCAUCUUUGCUCGAGACAAGUGGCUGAAACCUGGAGGGCUUAUGUUUCCAGACCGGGCUGCUUUGUACAUGGUAGCAAUUGAAGACAGACAGUACAAGGACUUCAAAAUUCACUGGUGGGAGAAUGUAUAUGGCUUUGACAUGACCUGUAUCAGGGAUGUUGCCAUGAAGGAGCCCUUGGUGGACAUUGUAGAUCCCAAGCAAGUGGUGACCAAUGCUUGUUUAAUAAAGGAAGUGGAUAUUUAUACAGUGAAGCUGGAGGAACUGGCGUUCACCUCUGCAUUUUGUCUCCAGAUUCAGCGCAAUGACUAUAUUCAUGCCUUGGUCACAUAUUUUAAUAUAGAAUUUACCAAGUGCCAUAAGAAAAUGGGAUUUUCUACAGCUCCAGAUGCUCCUUAUACCCAUUGGAAGCAAACAGUGUUCUACCUGGAGGACUACCUAACUGUAAGAAGAGGUGAAGAAAUCUAUGGAACCAUAUCCAUGAAACCAAAUGAAAAAAAUGAGCGUGACCUGGAUUUCACAGUAGAUUUGGAUUUUAAAGGGCAGCUGUGUGAAACUUCAAUAUCUAAUGAAUAUAAAAUGCGCUAACAAGCAGCUCUCUUGAAAAGAGAAGAACAAUUAUUCUUGGUCUGUCCCCCUCGAGCUGGGAACCAUCCCUUGCAGGACUCUGAAAUCUCUGAAGUUCUAUUUGUGAUGGAAAGUCUGUAGUCUCUCCUUCUUGCAGAACAAAGUGCCAAGUAGGCUCUCUCUGUGUGUGUAUGUUUGUGUGUGUGUGCGUGUGUGUGUGUAAGAGGGCUAACAUGAAUGUAUAACAUUCUAUCUACAUAAAGCUUUUGUCUAUACAUAAAGUAGCUAUGCUUUCUCUUUUCUGCUUAGUUUUAAGACAUAAUUUUUAAAAUCCACACUAUGACUUAUAUUAAUUAUCUUUCUCCCCCCCCCCCACGAAAUUUUGCAUGCUGUCUUUCUUACCAAAAUGGCCUCUUAGGAUUUACUGUUGUGAGUAGAUGGCUGAGAUUAUACUGAGUAUUAAAAUAUAGAGCAGCAUUGUCUUUCAGAAGAACCGUAUAGUCUGAAAACAGGAAUUUGCUUUGUAAUUGUUUUGUUUCUGAUUCAUGUGUAGCUGGGAUAUUAGAUUGCAAUCUUUUGAAAUCAGUGGAAUGUAAAUGAGCAAGAGCUUUGAAUGAGGUUCAGGAUCUUGUUUCCUUGUUUACUGAACUUCUGGAGUAACAAUUUUCAACCUGUUUGUGCAAGCUAGGAGAUGAUUUCAAAUACACAUAUCCUGCUCUUAGCUAAAAUUAAAGACUAUAUUUAUUGUUGGUCUCCAUUUGAUGCCUGUAAAUGUGGAUUUGGUUCCUGGUUCCAUUACAGUAGAUGGCUGUCUCUAUAACCCACUGGUUAGCCUUUGGGAAAACUGUGCUAACAGUAGCAGCAGUAGGGGAAACAGAAAAUAGCUACAGCAAAACUUCCAUUUACAUUCUGGUAUGUUAUGAUUGGAAAAUGCAUGGAACCCUCUCAAAAUGCACCAUCUGAUAUUUAAACAUGAUGCAUACACACAGUCAUGCUUUAGGAAAUGGUGUUUCUUUAUUGCUACAUAACUUCUUAAUAAACAAAAGCUUUGUAUUUAUUCA